CGCGUGGGGAAAGUCCACCAAGUGGGUUCGGUUGCUGUGGAUUUCUCCAUGUUUGGAGGCGACUUCCUGUUGCGAGAAGAGAGUCUGUGGGAGCAGUAAAGCUGCUGCUUGGGGUCAGAGAGGGUUGUGCUGGACUGGGCAGGGCAGGACUCCUGCCCAGGGUCUGGAUUAUCGCUGUACCCGGCCGGGAAACUGGUUUAUAAUGUGGCGGAGUAGUGGCCCGGCAUCGAGCCUGCUGCUUUCCUGUGCUGUCAGCCUCUGCUGCUGGCAUUCACUCCACGGACGUGGGCUUUCUAAAAUUUCGCCUCCUGUGAACCUAUCUGUAACAUCUUAUGAUUUCCAUACUGUCUUAAAAUGGGAUGUCGUUGAUACAUCUAGAAACUCGUGGUUUAAUGUUGAAAUCAAAAAUUACAGCAUUUCACAUUGGAGACCUUUCUUGCCUUGUUUAAAUGUUUCAACACACCAUUGUGAUCUCAGUGAUGGUUUCGUACCCGAUGAUGAUACUCUGGGCUAUUAUGCCAGAGUUAAUAUGGUUACAGAAUCACAGAAGUCAGACUUUGUUUCCACUAAUCGUUUCAUAUUUAAAUUAAAUGCCACUUUAGGUCCGCCUGAUGUAAAGCUUAGAGCUGAUAACAAUCAUAUAAUUGUGGAAGUAAAUUAUACUCUUCCCAACUCCAUAGUAAAAAGGAACGCAAAGAUUUUGAAAACAUUAUUGUACAAUAUUUGGUACUGGCAUCCUGAAAAACCAAAACUGGUAGAUAGCAUUUGCAACAGCAAGAAGACACUACACCAAAUUCAAAUACCAACUGGAGUUACUUGUGUAUCUGCAGAAGUAUAUCUGCAAGACUUAAACCUGAAAGGAAAUAGAUCUCAAGAAACAUGUUUGCAAAUUCAUCCAAUCAAUGUGUCAGAUUCAAUGAAUUUGCCUUGGUCGCCAACCCUAAGGAAUCAGAGCCACACCAUUGCUCAGAAUGAGGAGCUGAAUUGCCCUUUGGCAGAAGAAGAUGAAGAGUUUGAGGGCAACCUGACUACUGAGAAUUAUGCAUAUGAUGAAGACAAUGAAGAUGACAAUUACCAGGAUUCCCAGGAUAGUGAGGAGCACCACAGUGAGACGUAUCCAGUGGAGGAUGUGAAUCCAGUCCUUCCAUUUGUUAUUUCAGUCGUAACUAUUCUUGCCAUUGUCAUCGUUAUAAUUGCAACACUGUUCAUCUGUCACUUUGCUAAGAAGAAGCAAGUAUUGCCCAAGGUUUUGGUUCACCGCAUUAUGGGUGAGAGGGGGAAAGCAUACAUGGAUGUGAACAUGGAAUCUGACGAAAGUAAAUUAAGUGAGCUGAAAGGAUUGGAGGACGCUAUUACUAUUCCUGAAGUUGACCAGUGUGAUGAGACACAAGAGGAUUUGACCAAACCUCCUUCAGACAUCUUUGUUGACCAAGUUAAUACUGAUGUGAAUGACAGUGAACCAGUAAAUGCUGACUUGGAUGAUCCAUAUGCAGCUAAAAUUCAUAUCAAUGGCAUAGACCAAAGAUGUCAUAAUCAGGACAGUGUUGAAGUAGACGACGAUGUUCUGGAGAAAACUUAUGACUUGUGUAAGACUAAUUCUGAGCCUGUGAAACAAAUCUGUGCAGAUAAUUGGGGUUAUGACAAACCUCAAGUACUGUUUGCACUUUGAAUAAUCGCACAAAUUCACCAAACUUGUGAUGGAGCAAAGCACUGGUGUAUUGUCACUUGAUGAUACUAAGCAUUCUUCUUGUGAACACAGUGGACAUGAGUUUCUUGCAAGAAAAAUGUGAGAUUGGGCCACAACAGUUCCAGCCUGAUUGUUCAAAAUUACCUAUGACAAAUACUUUAAACCGUGCUAUUCCUGUGUCACUGAUGACCUAGACCUUGAGUUAGAGGGUACAAUUCAAAAAUUGCUGAUUGUACAAAACUUGAAAACAUUUUCAACCAUGAAGAAGAUAAUGUAGAACUUCAAAAGAAUGUUGAUAACUUGGAAGAGUUGCAAAUAUUUCAAUAUUGAGAAAUAUGAGGUGAUGCAUUUUGAUGGGAAAAACAUGGAGAGACAAUAUAAAACAAAGGAUCUGACUCUCCUAAAGGAGGUAAAGGAGCCGAAUGUCAUGGAUGUAUUAAUUAAAAGAUGACAGUUUGAUGAGAAAAUGGUUAAUAAAUGUACUAUAUCCUAGGGUUUGUUAACAGGUGCAUAGGAUACAAGGGCAAAUAGAUAAUUUUGAACUUGUAUAAGGUAUUAGUUUAGCCUCAGCUGGAGUAUUGCAUCUAGUUCUGAGUGCUAAAUUUCAGGAAGAAUAUGACGGCAGUGGAGAAGAGUGAUUCCAGGGAUGAGGGACUUAGUUAUUAAUUCAGUUUGGAAAGGUUGGAACUGUAUUCCCUUGGAAAGAGAAGACUGAGGGGAGAUCCGACAGCUGUGAGGACGUCUGGUGAUGGUGUUCAAAAUUGUGAGGUCUAGGAAAUAGAUGGGGGAUUGUCCCUCUUGUAAAAGGAUCAAGAAUGAAAUGCCACAAUGUUAAAAUAAUUAGCUAAGGAACCAGAAGUGAUAUCAGGAACAAAAGCUUUUUCACUUCAUUAAUGGCUAGGAUCCAGAGUGGCACUUUCUGAGAGUACAGCAAAGUUAGGUUCAAUGGCUGCAUUCAGAAGGGAAUCAGAAUGUUAUUUAAAAGAAAUAAGCACAUGCUUAUGGGGAGAGGUCUGAAGAAUAGCACUAAAUGAAAUUUUCAUUCUGAGAGCUGCAGUAGAUACCAGCUGAACGCCUUUCUCUGUCAGUGUAAUAAUUCUGUGUAUUCUAACCUGGUGUGCAAUAAUGAUUACUGAAACAGUCAAAAUAACAUUAAUAUAUUAAAGGCAAUGCAUUUGCAGGAGCUGGAAAUAAUUGAAUACUCGGUUCUGUGAUUAUGAAAUAACAUUUUACUGUUUACUGUGGGGGAGCAGGGAAUGAUUUGAGUUAAUAAUGCUGUCGUUGACUUUGUGAUCAUGAUCUCACUUCAGAGCCAGAGUUUUGUACUCAACUCACCUUAAAAAUCUAAACUGACACCUGAAUAUAGUAUUGAAGGAAUACUGUACUAUUCGAGGCAUGUUUUUCAGAUGAACCAUUGGAGUAUAAAUUCAUGUUGGAAUAUGAGCAAAGAAUGGAUGAUUGCCAAUUAGCAGCAUUUUCUGAAGAAGGGUCUAGACCCGAAAUGUCAGCUUUCCUGCUCCUCUGAUGCUGCUUAGCCCGCUGUGUUUAUCUAGCUCUACACCUUGUUGUCUCACCAACCUGUCCUGGUCAGUUUAACACAAUAAAAUUGUUUGUUGUUCAAAAUGCAGUGACUGACGAGUUCCCAGGAUAGCUUGACAUCCCAUUAAACUAGGCCUUCUCUGUUGUGUCAGCAGGGCAUGAAAGAUCACAUUACUUUUUCCAAAGAAACGUAUCAAUGUUCUCCUAGCUAACACUUAUCUCCUAGACUGCUGGAAACUUAAAAUUUGAAGAAAAUGCUGGAAAUAUUCAGCCACUCCGACCGCACCUGUGGGGAAAAAAGCAUUUAACAUUUCAGGAUCACUGACCUUUUAUCAUUUUUGCAGCAGGUCCUUGUUUGUUAACCCAGGAAUAAUUAUGUUCAUCUGCAUUCGCUUCCAAGUUUAACAGCUUGUUUCCUAUAAGGUUCACUGUCCAAAACUGAACACAGUACCCUGUGUCACGUCUGAUCAAGGCUCUGAAUAACUUAUUAACCUAACUUUUGAACUGCAAUCCCCUUGAGAAGACACAAGAUGUGAUAGGUUAUUUAUGUUCUGAUAGUGAAUCAGAAUACUGUUUGGCAUUGGAAUUUUAAGCAUUAUCUCAGAGACACUGAAUUCAAGGAAUAUUUUGGGAAGUUUUAUUCUAUAAUUGAGAUGUUAUAAAAAGGAUGCUACAUUUCAUUCAGGCAUGAUAUUAAGUCUCAAAUCAAAAUUCCAGUUUUGUAUUUUGGUGGUGCCCUCUAUCUCAGUAUCCAUUUGUACACUAAGGUAAUGAAUUCCACAAAUUCCCUUUUGAGAGAAGUAAUUCCUCCUCAACUGUUUUAAAUCUGCUACCCCUCAUCCUAAAUCUAUGACCUUUUGUUCUAGAUUUCUACACUAAUUUGUCGGCCCUCUUUCACAUCUUGAGAUCUCAAUUAGAUCUCCUCUCAUUCUUCUAAACUCCGGAGAGUAUAGGCCUAAAUUGCUCAGCCUGCCUUCAUUAGACAAAGUGUGAACUCUGGAAUUAAUCUAAUGAACCGCUUCUGAACUGCCUCCAAAAGAACCAUGUCUCUUCCCAAGUAAGAGGAUCAGUAUUGUAUUCAGUUCUCCAGGUAGGUCUGAUUAAUGCCUUGUACAUUUGCAGCGAGACAUUCUAACGUUUCUACUCUAUUCCUUUAGAAUUAAAUGCCAGAAUUCUAUUUACCUUCUUUAUUACCUGAUUGUAUACUUCUAUUCUGAAAUAGGGCUACUUUCCCAAACAUGUUACUCACAUAGUCAUCUGUGUCACAGACAUACAACACUGACUCAAGGCAUCACUCGAGAUCUAUAACCCACAGCUGAAACUUCUGCAGCUGGUGUCACUUCCUGCAUAUGUUUGUCUGGGUUACUGUGCGUGUUCACUACAUUACACAGACUGCAGGAUGUACAUUCCACUGGGUUGACCUGACCUGCCAUCCAAUAACUUUAAAAGAAAUAUUUUAUUAUUAUUACUAGAAACCUAUGAGUACAGAUAGCCCCCAGAUUGUAAACUGGUUGCAUUCUGGUGUCUGUUCAAAAGUUGAUAUGUACACAAUUUGGAACACAAUGCAGGACAAUGAAAAGGAACUGUUUGUAGAUACAAGAAAUGUUUAGAUCUUUAAAUUUAUACCCCUCAUGAGGUUGUGUUUUUAAGUAUGGGCAUUGAUAAGUCAGACAUUCAUAAAUCGGGGACCCCUGAUUUUGCCAAUAAGUUUCUUCUGCUGUAUCAAAGUAAGACCCAAUUACAGGAGGUAAGUCCUAGGGGAGAUGACCCUUUUGUACUGAUUUUGGUAUCAGACUGCUCCCCUCCAUAUGUGUCACAUCACCCACUUCUAAAUAUAGAGAAACCUCAUGCACAUAAAGAAAGAAAAAUCCAUUGAAAGCAAACAAUUAUGACAUUGUGAGUUAAAAACGUACAACUACUCAGCCUGAAAUUUGUGUUGAAUUGUUGAAAUUAAUGCUAAUAAUGACAGAACAAUCAGUUAAAUAAAGUAAUUAAAUGGUUGCCAUUUAUGUUUCAGCAAGUUAAAAGACAGUUUUGAUUUAGCAUGAGCUCAUCAUAGCAUGCCUCAUCAACAAAAGCAGCACCAGGACCUCCUAAUUUAUGGAACUAUGCAAGAGACAUGCUAGCCUGUCAUGUUUUGAAAUCAAAUUUUGAUUUAAAUAGAUUAGCUGUCCAUUUCUUUAGUGUUAUCUGUGAUCGGUGCCCUGAUAUAUACCGAACUAAAAAGGUGAGCAGCUCGAUCCAGCCUGUCCCCACACUCCUGAUGCCUGAAACUAGAUACCAUUGUGCACAACGUAGCAUGUAGCACAAACUUUACAAUUUUAAAGUUUAAUUUGUUUGUGUAUUAAUACUGAAGAUUGACCUCAAUUAUGAAUUGAAUAUUGUUCCAACCAAUAUUUACAAUAAAAUCUGAAAGUUACAGUUCCAAACUUUA
Molecule: messenger RNA, 5660 nt
Organism: Stegostoma tigrinum
Lineage: Eukaryota; Metazoa; Chordata; Chondrichthyes; Orectolobiformes; Stegostomatidae
Product: interferon gamma receptor 1-like
Exons: 8
Coding region: 203-1669 (488 amino acids)
Biological process (GO): blood coagulation
Cellular component (GO): membrane
Molecular function (GO): protein binding
Source: RefSeq, a predicted model, not a curated record